Messenger RNA from Dromaius novaehollandiae (emu), 4737 nucleotides. It is a transcript of the gene UGDH, whose product is annotated as UDP-glucose 6-dehydrogenase. Gene Ontology annotation, biological process: glycosaminoglycan biosynthetic process. NCBI's taxonomy places the organism in Eukaryota, Metazoa, Chordata, Aves, Casuariiformes, Dromaiidae. Bases 231 to 1715 code for a protein of 494 amino acids. Gene Ontology annotation, cellular component: nucleus. The record is from RefSeq and is a predicted model, not a curated record. Gene Ontology annotation, molecular function: UDP-glucose 6-dehydrogenase activity; NAD binding. The transcript has 12 exons.
CCCGCGGUCGGCGCCCCCCGCCCGCGCCUCGGGCGAAGGGAGGAACGGGGCCGCGGGCGGGGCCGGGCCGGCGCCCGCGCCACUUCCCGAGCAUGGAGCGGCCGCCUCAGCCCUGCGGCGGCCCCUUAAAUAGCGGCCGCGCCGCCCGCCGCUGCUGUGUCGAGUCCUGAGCUGCGGAGCAUCCUCCUAGCCGACCAGCGGCGGCAGUAGCGCCGAGCCCGCCGGCGAUCAUGUUCGAGAUCAAGAAGAUCUGCUGCAUCGGGGCCGGCUACGUCGGGGGCCCGACCUGUAGCGUCAUUGCCCAGAUGUGUCCCGAAAUCAAAGUUACCGUCGUAGACGUCAACGAGGCUCGGAUCAAUGCCUGGAACUCGGACACGCUUCCAAUUUAUGAGCCAGGGUUGAAAGAAGUGGUAGAAUCCUGUCGAGGAAGGAAUCUCUUCUUUUCUACCAGUAUUGAUGAUGCCAUUAGAGAAGCAGAUCUUGUAUUUAUUUCUGUUAACACUCCAACAAAGACUUACGGGAUGGGAAAAGGCCGGGCAGCUGAUCUGAAAUACAUUGAAGCAUGUGCUAGAAGGAUUGUACAAAACUCAAAUGGCUAUAAAAUUGUCACCGAGAAGAGCACAGUUCCAGUACGUGCUGCAGAGAGCAUUCGUCGAAUAUUUGAUGCUAAUACUAAGCCGAACUUGGAUUUGCAGGUGCUGUCCAAUCCAGAGUUCCUUGCAGAAGGGACAGCGAUCAAGGACCUGAAGAACCCAGACAGAGUGCUUAUUGGUGGAGAUGAUUCUCCAGAAGGACAGAAAGCAGUCCGUGCUCUGUGUGCUGUCUAUGAGCACUGGGUACCCAAAGAAAAAAUCCUCACAACCAAUACCUGGUCAUCAGAGCUUUCUAAACUGGCAGCUAAUGCUUUUCUUGCCCAACGGAUCAGCAGCAUUAACUCGAUCAGUGCUCUGUGUGAAGCUACAGGAGCAGAUGUUGAAGAAGUGGCAAGAGCUAUUGGAACAGACCAAAGAAUUGGAAAUAAGUUUCUCAAAGCCAGUGUUGGAUUUGGAGGCAGCUGUUUUCAGAAGGAUGUUCUGAAUUUAGUCUAUCUUUGUGAGGCAUUGAACUUACCUGAAGUAGCCCGCUAUUGGCAACAGGUAAUAGACAUGAAUGAUUAUCAGAGAAGAAGAUUUGCUUCUCGUAUUAUUGACAGCUUGUUCAAUACUGUCACUGAUAAGAAGAUUGCUAUUUUAGGGUUUGCAUUCAAAAAGGAUACUGGAGACACAAGAGAGUCUUCCAGUAUCUACAUUAGCAAGUAUUUAAUGGAUGAAGGAGCAAAACUCCAUAUCUAUGACCCUAAAGUACCUAAGGAGCAAAUCAUCAUGGAUCUUUCACAUCCAGGUGUCUCAGAAGAUAACCAAGUGUCUCGACUGGUCACUAUCAGUAAAGAUCCAUAUGAAGCCUGUGAUGGAGCUCAUGCCCUUGUAAUCUGCACUGAAUGGGACAUGUUUAAGGAGCUGGAUUAUGAGCAUAUUCACAAGAAGAUGCUGAAGCCUGCAUUCAUCUUUGAUGGCAGGAGAGUUCUUGAUGAUCUUCAUAAUGAGCUACAAGUCAUUGGUUUCCAGAUUGAAACAAUUGGGAAGAAGGUGUCAGCCAAAAGAAUCCCUUUUGCUUCUUCUUGUGAAAUUCCGAAGUUCAGUCUGCAGGACCCUCCUGUAAAAAAACCCAGAGUGUAACUCUUAGGUACUGGAGGAAUUCUGUGAACCUUCUUAGUGAUAUUAACUGUAAGCCUAUGCUUUUUUUUUUUUUUUUUUUUUAAGGAAAGAUAUUUUUUUCAUAAACUGAAAGCCAUUUUUACACUAGAAAUGGUACCUGGUACAUGUGAAUUCAGUCUACUUUCAAAUCUCUAUUUUUAUAAUUUUUUUUUUUCAGUUACUGAGGAUGGUACAGACCAGUUUUUAAUAAUGAAUCAAUGUUUAAGUGGAAAAAAAAUUACCUUCAAACUGCAAAUUUCUGCUUCCAGAAACAUUCCUAAACUGCACUUUAAAUAUUUCAAGUGCUAUGAAAGCAAAAGAAAUAGAGAAGCUUCUUUUUACUUUAGUCCAGCUAUGGACAGUGAUCAGGAGCUUAGUUGGUCUCUGAUUAUAGUUUACCUCCAGGGUAACUUUGCCCUGUUAAAUGCUUGCUUUAACCAGCAUUGAAGUCAAAAAAUGUUCUAAAUGAAUUCAAGAUUUGGAUUGAGCCCUAAAAUAGAGCUGACUGCAAUAAUAAUGCCCUGAUCCUGAUUGGGAUCAAUGGGCACUGAUAAAAUCUAAAGUGACUGCUGGUUUUGGGAGACCAGAUAGUUCUGCAGAACUUCUAUUGUGUAGUUAAUGACAGUGGACUAGCAGCUAUAAACUGAUCUGCUGGCAGGUAAUACUUUUGAUUCUUCAUACUCUUGCCCACAUUCCACGUACAGCACAAACUAUUGAUUUAAUCAGGUUCCUGGGCAAAUUUUCCUGAAUUACAGCAGUGUAACCCAUCAGCCUCAGCAGAGGAGCAUUCUGCUUGCUGCUUGUUUGAACACUGAAUUUAAGCAGAAUUACCUGAAAUUAAUUCAAUAUCAGUCCAAGUAGAAAGCAAAUAUUGGCUUCAAAGCUAUCUGGUGUGGGUUUUUUUUUUUUCCCUUACUUUCUGCUUGCAUACUUGAACUGAAAGCAGGUUUCCUAAUCAACCUGCAAAAAUUAUCUUCUGCUCCUAAGAAAAGAUUAAAAAUACAAAUUCAUCCCCAUAAGUCAGUCAGCUUGCUACCUCAUGUAAUUAGCAGGAAUGCGUUCUUCCAAUGUUAUCUUUAUACUUUUGCCUUUACUACUACUUUAUUUCUACUUUUUCUUAUUAUCCCAAUUGGCCAGUGCUAUUAAAUUACUUGGGAUGGCAAAGUUUGUGUUCAGUUUGUUGCAUGGGGUUGUAAAAUGGAGGGGAGGAUAAAGACAGAUGACUGAACAGGUUUCAGACUGAAAGGGACAGGAACCUCUCUGCUGAAUAACAGUAGUGUUGGGAUGUUUGAGAACUGCCCUGUAACUAGUCACAUAAUACCUUCUGUAUUCAUUCAGUGGAAAAGUAUGCUACAUUAAUAGUUUAACUAAGAGCACAAGAUCUAUGUCCUUUUUUGCUAAUAAAAAUACUACUACUUGCUGAAAUGUAGACACAAUUUACUAUCCUAAGCUUUAGGAUAGCUCUCUGAAGAUUCAAGGAACAUGUAUAACUUGGGUAGAUAACAUGGGACAGUGUUAUUUGUUAGACUGGCUGCAGUUGCUGUACCCUCCAGCCAGAUGCUUUCAGAUUGUGCACACCUCAAUGGCUUCUGUGUGCAGACUUGCUCUGUAGUGAGCAUGCAGUACUGUGGGCAAAUACACUUCAGUUGUUUUGUCCCACUAUUGUAAGGCUCUUCUGUGAAGUCAAAAUCAGUGGGAAUUAUAGGGGACUUAAACUCAUAAAUUGAUGUGUUGACUUCCAUCAUCAUAUCUCCUCUUACUGAUUCAGUUUUCAUAUGGUGCUCAGAGCAGGAACAGCCCUGUGAUAGAGUUGAGGUAUUUGUGUAUUUAAAAAAAAAAAACAACCAAACAAAAACCCUAAUCAAACUCUAGUCUUGUGACUUACCCCCCCCCCCCCCAACACACACACACCCUCACACACCCACAUGCACACACAAAUAACAGCAACUGAGAGGACAAGCUGGUUACCUCCUCUUGAAGACUAAGAGGAGGAUAUUGACAAGUUGUGCUUGAAGGCUCUUGUCUUUAAUUAUGUACAGGGCAGCACAGCACUGUUUCAGGGCUCACCUCAUCAGGGAGGUGAGCAGGGACUCCAGAAAAAUCAGGAUAGCAAAGCACAGAGCUGUUGAUAGUAGCAUCUCCAUGUGGCACCUGUCCUCCUUAGGCUGAAGUGGACAGAUGAGCCAUUCACAGUGCUGCUCCUAUUAUGACUGCAAGAGCUGCAAGGCUGGCCUAUGUUUGAGGCUUCCAGCAGCUUUUCACGCAUCACCUUGGUGAAACUGUGGAACUGGUUGCUAGACACACGUUCCUGUUUUCUGCUUCUCCUGUAAAUUGAGGUGAAGCCUGGAGAGUGACUUGCGGCUUAAUCAUAAGGAUCAAUAAAGAAUGGGGGAAGUUCAUUUUGGUGGGAUCUCUUUAAUUUGCAUUUCUUAGGAAAUGGCUGAGGGGGAGGCAGAUGUCUUUGCAAGAGCAAAAGGGGUAUAACUGGUAUUGACAUUCCUCUUGCUUUCUGGGAAAGUCAGCUUGCUCGGUUACUUGGCUGCUGAAUCCUUUUAUUGGACACUGGGGUUGUGGGAUGGAUCACAUUUAAUGAUGAUCUGAACAGCUGGUGGUGUAUGCCUUUGGGAUACCGGAAUAUUUAUCGCGCACGUAUGUGGGAGAAAUUCACCACAGGCCAAAAGAAAGAGCUUCAGAAGCUUCUGCAGCACCAUGAAUCACAAGCCAUCCUCUUCAGAAUAACAGUUGCUAGGGAAAUAGAGUUGGAGAUGACUUGCAUUCCUGCUUUGAGAGUUGGAGCUCCCAAGUAGUGCAAUGCUAUAGUGUGGUGGUUUUUGUGUGUGUGUGUGUUUUCUUUUUUUUUUUUUUUUUUUUUUCUUUUUUAUGCUAUUGAAUUUGUGUCUAUGGGAUCUUACAGUUCUUGUCAAGAAUUAUGGGAACUAUAUGAGUAAUGAACUUCUGUAUUCUGUUUUUUAUGGGGCUUUUAAUAAAAUGCAAUCCAUAGUAA